Molecule: messenger RNA, 3757 nt
Organism: Bemisia tabaci
Lineage: Eukaryota; Metazoa; Arthropoda; Insecta; Hemiptera; Aleyrodidae
Gene: DNAlig1
Product: DNA ligase 1
Biological process (GO): Okazaki fragment processing involved in mitotic DNA replication; DNA repair; DNA recombination
Cellular component (GO): nucleus; mitochondrion
Molecular function (GO): DNA ligase (ATP) activity; ATP binding; DNA binding
Source: RefSeq, a predicted model, not a curated record
GACUAUACUGUCUUGGCGGGAAAUUCUAGGAUAAUUUUGGAAUCGUGGACUUGCAACCCUGAUUUCAAAUUGCGUAAGUGAGGUUAUGUUUAUGCAUUUUCGCGCCCUUCUACAAGUUUCGCCUAAAAUGGCACAACGGAGUAUAACGUCUUUCUUUACGAAAAGCCCUGUGGCCUCUAAAAAACCAGUUGUAGCAUCUUUUGGAAGUGAUUCUCCCAAAAAAUCAAAUGGAACUGCCAUAGAGGACUCGCCAAUAAAAGCUACCACCAAAAGAAAGAGGGUUGCCGCAAUUGAAAGUGACAGCGAAGAUGAGGCAAAGCCUGGACCCUCCUCAAAAAGCUCUCCUGUCAGUAAGAAGGUAGCUCAAGAUAAGAAGGAAGAGUCUCCAGAACCGUCUUCUUCAAAAUCAGUGAAAAAUGUCACAGACAAGUCUCCCAGAAAAUCAUCUCCUGCUUCUACGCCGGCUGAGACACAGGAGAAAACCUCAAAAUCGCCACUUUCAACUUAUGAACGAAAAACAGCAAAUGUUAAAAAGUACAAAGGACCUGGUCUCCUGCCUGGAAUUGCGAAAGUUUUGGAAGAAGCGAGGAAGAAAGAUGAAGCUUUAUCAAAAACCUUUGAUGCGUUGAAAAACUCACCAGCCACUGAGGACGCUUCUAGUAGUGCAGCACAAGAUGCUCUGAUGAGUGAUGUGAAAGAGAAAACUAAUAUUCCAAAAGAUAAUGAUAAAACUGUUAAAGCAGAGGAGGAAGUUUCAGAUGAAGAAAAUGUUUCAAAAGUCGAUAAAACAUGGACUGAAUAUGAGAAAGAGCUCAAUGAAAAUUUUGAACUCAUGCAAAAAGCACGCAAAGCGUUACAUUCCUACAACAGGAAGAAUGAUAUCGCCUGUGCCAAAUUGAUGGCAGGCUCAUUGUCAGACAAAGAUUACCAGCCAAAUGAUGCAGAAGAGGUUGCCAUCUUAGAUUAUGUCACAGAUAGGAUUUUGGGGAAGAAGUGUAAGGCGGACAUAGCCGCUAUGGCAUUCAUUGAACCUCGGAAUUCCUUAGAUAGACUCCUCUGUGGUAUAGAUGAAGCUGCAUCUAAAUUAAAAAGUCCUCAGAGCAGCAGCAAAAAAGGAGCAUCAACGCCUAAGACUACAUCUGCUAAAACAUCAAAAACCAAAACUUCGUCCACAAAGAAGGUAUCUAAAACAAAGGCGGAGAGUGCUAAAAGACGUAAGCCUGGAGAAACAAUUGCUGACAAGCAGAAGCGGCUGAAGGAAGAAAAAGAGGAAAAGAAGGAAGAAGAAAAAGAGAAUAAAUCUGAAAAGGAUGAGGAUGACAAGGCUGGUAAAGAAGAGACAAAGAACAGCAAAACUCCCAAAAAAAUGCAUAGCUUUUUUGCUCCCAAAGGAGGUGGCAAAGAAUGUGAACAGAAAGACUCCUCAGCUGAAACUUCUCCACAAGGCAAAGGAGCCACCUUAGUAUCAACCAAAAUUCCUGGUGCUAAUUACGAUCCAUCAAAGGAAAAAUAUCAUCCAAUCGAUGACGCAACUUGGAAACAGAAUGAAAAAGUUCCUUAUAUGGCCCUUGCUUGUACAUUAACUGCUAUCGAAGGAGUCUCUGCAAGACUGAAAAUGAUCAGUAUACUAGCCAACUAUUUCCGAUCUGUGAUUGUCCUCUCUCCAGAUGACCUUUUGCCUAGUGUUUACAUGUGUUUGAAUCAACUCGGGCCAGCUUAUGCUGGCAUCGAACUUGGAGUUGCGGAAAGUUAUUUAAUGAAGGCUAUAGCGCAGUGCACAGGGCGGUCAGUACCUCAGAUCAAAUCUGACGCAGAGAAAUUUGGUGAUUUAGGAAUCGUCGCUGAACAGAGUCGAAGUAAUCAGAGGAUGAUGUUUCAACCUGCACCUUUAACCGUGAGAGGUGUUUUUGAGAAGAGGAAGGAUAUUGCUUUAAUGACUGGACAUGCUACAAUGACAAAGAAAAUAGAUAAAAUUCAAAGUAUGUUCGUAGCCUGUCGACACACAGAAGCCAGAUUUUUAAUACGAUCAUUUGCUGGGAAACUGAGGAUUGGCCUAGCUGAACAAUCAGUGCUUCAGGCAUUAGCGUCGGCGUGCACAAACACACCUCCAAAUCAAGAAUAUCCGCCAGAAAAAAUAUCCGUUGCCCAGAAAUUAUCACCUGAAGCAUUCAAAGAACUUGUCGAAGAAGAGGCUCAAGUCCUCAAAACUACAUACUGUGAGUGUCCAAAUUAUGACAUGAUAAUUCCUGUUAUUCUCAAACACGGUAUCAAAGCUCUACCGGAACACUGCAAAUUAACCCCUGGAAUUCCGCUGAAACCUAUGUUGGCUCAACCUACCAAAGGUGCUAGUGAAGUACUCACCCGCUUUGAAGGACUCAAGUUCACAUGUGAAUACAAGUAUGAUGGAGAAAGAGCCCAGAUUCACUUACAAGAAGAUGGCAAAAUUAGUAUUUACAGUCGGAAUCAAGAAAACAACACAUCAAAAUAUCCAGACAUCAUAUCAAGGCUGAAGGCAGCCUUGGGUCCUGAAGUCAAAUCGUGUGUCCUAGACACAGAGUCGGUAGCAUGGGAUAGAGAAAAUAAGAAAAUUAUGCCUUUCCAAGUACUCAGUACACGUAAAAAGAAGGAUGCUAAUGAGGCUGAUAUCAAAGUUCAAGUUUGUGUAUUCAUGUUUGAUUUGCUGUAUUUAAAUGGGAAGCCUCUCAUUCGAGAACCGUUCAUCGAAAGGAGACGAUUAUUAAGGGAAAAUUUUAAAGAGGUCGAAGAGCAGUUUCUUUUCGCAAAGUCAUUAGACACUAAUGUAUUAGAAGAAAUGCAAGAAUUCCUUGAGGAGUCUGUCAAAGGUAACUGUGAAGGAUUAAUGGUGAAAACAUUAGAAGAAGAGGCAACAUAUGAAAUAGCUAAACGAUCAAGAAACUGGUUAAAACUCAAAAAAGAUUACCUUGACGGCUGCGGUGAUACUUUAGAUGUAGUCGUGAUCGGUGGAUAUCUUGGCCGCGGCAAACGGACUGGAGUCUAUGGAGGCUUCUUGCUUGCUUGCUACGAUGCUGACAACGAAGAAUAUCAGAGCAUAUGUAAAAUUGGCACCGGUUUCUCGGAUGAAAUGUUGGUGCAACACUCAGAGUUCCUAAAGAAUCACAAGAUCCAUGAGCCGAAAUCCUAUUACCGCUAUGAUUCGUCAUUGGAGCCGGAUCAUUGGUUUGAUGCUGUCCAAGUAUGGGAAAUCAAGUGUGCAGAUCUCUCAUUAUCUCCCAUUCAUCGAGCAGCAAUUGGAAUUGUUGAUCCAGAAAAAGGUAUUUCUUUAAGGUUUCCAAGGUUUCUGAGGAUCCGUGACGACAAAUCAGCUGAAGAUGCCACUAAUGCUCAGCAGGUUGCAGAUCUGUACAAAAAUCAAGAUCAAAUAAAGAACCAAGAAGGACAGGGUAAAAAAGUUUCAGAGGAAGAUUUUUAUUAAUUCUCAUUUGUUAUUUUUCGGUUUUCUACCUGAAAAAAGACUGAAAGAAAGAGUGUAAAUUUUUUAACUGCAAUUGGCCGUAAGUAAAGUUAUUUUCAAUUUUUUUAACCGUCUCUCAUAUUUUGCUAAUUCAAAUUAAAUGUUUAUGUGUAAAUAUUUUAACGUCGUUGUUCCGCAAAUUCAAGUCAUUUUCAAAAUUGUAAUGAGUAUCUCUCAUUUUUUGCCCAUUCAAAUUAAAUGUAGUAAUUUUCUGUAUUUGACAUACAAGUAUAAAUAGUAAAAAUAAAAACUUAUGAAUAGAAA